Messenger RNA from Suncus etruscus (white-toothed pygmy shrew), 918 nucleotides. RefSeq names its product olfactory receptor 8S1-like. Gene Ontology annotation, molecular function: G protein-coupled receptor activity; olfactory receptor activity. The record is from RefSeq and is a predicted model, not a curated record. Bases 1 to 918 code for a protein of 305 amino acids. Gene Ontology annotation, cellular component: membrane. Gene Ontology annotation, biological process: G protein-coupled receptor signaling pathway. The transcript has a single exon. NCBI's taxonomy places the organism in Eukaryota, Metazoa, Chordata, Mammalia, Eulipotyphla, Soricidae.
AUGAAAAACCACAGUGUUGUCUCUCAGUUCUUCCUCCUGGGGUUAACUGCUGACCCCCAGAUCCAGGCUCUGCUUUUUAUUCUAUUUCUUAUCAUUUAUCUUCUGACCCUACUGGGGAAUCUUAUGCUACUACUAGUGAUCAAAAUUGACACCCACCUGCAUAUCCCAAUGUACUUUUUCCUGGGACAAUUGUCCUUUUUGGAUCUUUGUCACUCCUCUGUCACGGUGCCCAAACUUUUAGAGAACCUCAUGUCCAAACAGAAAUCCAUCUCAGUGGAGGGCUGCAUGGCUCAAGUCUUUUUCAUUUUUGCCACUGGAGGCACUGAGUCCUGCCUCCUUGCGGUCAUGGCCUAUGACCGCUAUGUUGCCAUCAGUUCUCCUUUGCUUUAUGGCCAGAAGAUGAGCAGACAGUUGUGUAUGGGACUGGUAUGGGGUUCCUGGAGCUUGGCUUUUCUGGAUGCUUUCAUCAACAUUCUUGUAGCUCUUGAUUUAGACUUCUGUGAUGGUCAAAACAUCCACCACUUCAGCUGUGAGUUGCCCUCUCUCUAUCCUUUGUCUUGUUCUGAUGUGUCAACAAGUUUUACUGCUCUGCUAUGUUCCAGCAUUCUGCAUUUCUUUGGAAACUUCCUCCUGAUAUUUUUCUCCUAUGUUCGUAUUUUGCUCACCAUCCUCAGCAUCAGCUCCACCACAGGCAGGAGCAAAGCCUUCUCUACCUGCUCUUCCCACCUCACCGCAGUGAUAUUCUUUUAUGGUUCAGGAUUACUCCGUUACCUUAUGCCAAAUUCAGGGUCUACUCAGGAGUUAAUUUUCUCCUUGCAGUACAGUGUGGUGACACCCAUGUUGAAUCCUCUCAUUUAUAGUCUGAAGAACAAGGAGGUCAAGGCAGCAGUGAGAAGAUUGCUAAAAAAAUCUUUCUGA